Messenger RNA from Amphibalanus amphitrite, 1625 nucleotides. RefSeq names its product myosin heavy chain kinase B-like. Gene Ontology annotation, biological process: Notch signaling pathway; ribosomal large subunit assembly. Bases 143 to 1009 code for a protein of 288 amino acids. The record is from RefSeq and is a predicted model, not a curated record. The transcript is spliced from 8 exons. NCBI's taxonomy places the organism in Eukaryota, Metazoa, Arthropoda, Thecostraca, Balanomorpha, Balanidae. Gene Ontology annotation, molecular function: protein binding. Gene Ontology annotation, cellular component: nucleolus.
UCCCCCACUAUGUGACCUGGGAGGACCAUCGACGGGCCUCGACAUUCGCUACUCAGACGUCGAGGGAAGCAGUCAAUACACGCAAGACAGGGGAGUUGAGUUGACUUGAGGAGGAAGACAGGACAACAUAUCAGCAGCCACCAUGAGUCUGAACAUCGUGGCCUCCACCACGGAGGAGACGAAGCAAGGAGGUGACGUCAUCAGCAUGAUCUUCCACAACGGCAAGGUCUUCACCGGCGCCGAGGGCGGUAAACUCAUCAUCUACAACCAGGAUUUAACCGUCCACAAGGAACUUCAGGCUCAGUUCAACACCGUCAACUCAAUGUGCAUCUUCAAUGGCGACCUGGUCACUACCGGUAACGACGGUCUGAUCAAGGUGUGGAGCGCCGACACGCUGGAGCUGAAAAACACCCUGACCGGCCACGACAACGAAAUCCGGAAACUGCUGCCCACCGCCGACCGACUCUACUCGGGGGACAUGAACGGAAAGGUGAAGAUCUGGAGUAGGGAGCUGACGAGCCAGUUCACACUGAGCUGUGUGGAGGAGGUCUGGGACAUCGCCGUCGCCGGAGACAUCUGCUUCACCGUCCGGGACAAGGACAUCACCUGCUCCGAAAUCAAAUUUCAGGAGAAUGUGGACGGGGACACCAAGUUCGUCAUUCUGACGUCAUUCGAGGGCCGCCCUCCGCUGGCUCUGGUCGGUAACACCAUCUGCUACUGCAACCGGCCCGGGAUGACCAUCAAACUGAGGUCGACCGAGAAGGGACACGCUGAACAGGGCGAACUGCAGGGCCACCACAAGAUCAUCACAGCGAUGGAGGCCCGGGGCACCCUGCUCUACACGGGCGGGUACGACAACACAGUGAAGAUCUGGGACGUGCCGUCGAAAAAGCUGAUCGCCAGCGGAACCACCGUCAGCAGCUCGGUACAGUCUCUGACUGUUGGAGAUGACGGCAGCAUCUACGCCGGCCUCAUGGGCGGCUAUGUCAUCAAAAUGCAGAAGCAGUAGCGGAACGUCUGAUGACUCCGCUGAAGAGGUGCUGGCCGAAGGAAGUCACGAGAUCUUGUCACACUGAUCUGACUCGCGAGGGUCGAUGAACAUGAAAGAGAAGUUGAGCUGAGAGAGACUCAGAGAGACUGAGGUUCUUGAGUUCGGAUGGAGGAUUUGGAGUCUCAAGAGAGUAGGCGAAUUUGAUGCGAGCUUGCACUUCUCUAAACGUAUAGAGAGAUGAGGUCAGCUUGCCAAGUGUGUUCUUGUGAUUUGUUCUUUUUAAGACUGUCCAUUUGGAGACUGUUUUGGUCUGUGCACACUGGGCGUUUGGAAACACUCGUCUGAAAUCGUUUUCAGCGCCAGGGAAUUUUUAUACACGGAAGGGCGUAUAUGAUAAACUACCAGUAACUUUCAGCAUUGUUGUCCCAGUGCACAAUCCAACAACCCGAAUGCAUCUAGAGUGUUUGUGUGUUUAUGUUUGUGUGUGACCUUAUGUUAGCGUGUUUUGAUGGAGUUUUGCCCGUUCGGUGCCGGUCGUUUGGUAGCAUUGUGCAUUAUGAAUCCUUGCGGUACCCGUUUUAUUCGUGUUUUUAUUGCAGUAGUGACGCUUGUCAAAUAUAUCGCUUUUUGUGUG